GGUUUCGCACUUUCAUUUUUAAGACACACAGCGACUCAUAGAGGAGAGAGAAAGUAGAUAGAGAGAGAGAGAGAAGAGGAGAGGAGAGAGAAAGCUCGGAGCUGCUUCCUGUAUGCUGAGAGAGAGACAGAGGGGGUGAGUUGCAUAGGGAGAUAGAGAAGAGAUAGAGACUGACAUUGACGGUCGAAUCGAGAGGAUUGGUUGAGAAUUGACGGAGCUCUGCGUCGACGGCUGAAACGAAAGGGGUUUUCGUUGAGCUGUGGACUGACGAAGAGAGAGAGAGCGUUGGAGUGGUGGAAAUUUGAGCUGUUUGCUUCUGUUUCGAGCUUUUGGGUUAGGGUUUUGAUUGAGGUCUCAGAGGUAGAGAGAGGCGGAGAGCGGCGGAGGCGUGGAAGUUUGUGGCGGAUUCAGGACUCAGGGUUUUGGCUGCUUAGAUCUCAGGGUGGGUGUGAAAGUUGAGAAAUUGCAGCGGCGGAGAGUUUCAGAUGAGAGAUCUGUGCUGAGCUCUUUAAAGAAAUGACGUCAUCGGAGGUUUCGAUAAAGGAUAAUUGCGGCAACCCGAGGGGGGAGAGCUUCUCGUCUGGCUUCAGCGACCACAACGACCCCAGGACCGUCGGCGAGGGGCAGAACGGUCAUUCUACUGUUUCCGCCGGGAGGGAUGCUGAGACGGCGCUUUACACGGAGCUAUGGCACGCCUGCGCAGGGCCGCUCGUGACUGUGCCGCGUGAACGGGAACGUGUCUUUUACUUCCCUCAGGGGCACAUCGAGCAGGUUGAGGCGUCGACUAAUCAGGUGGCUGAUCAGCAGAUGCCAGUGUAUAAUCUUCCAUCGAAGAUUCUUUGCCGGGUUAUAAAUGUAUCAUUGAAGGCUGAACCAGACACUGAUGAAGUAUUUGCACAAGUCACUUUACUUCCCGAACCAAAUCAAGAUGAGAAUGCAGUGGAGAAGGAGCCUCCCCCACCUCCACCACCACGGUUUCAAGUACAUUCAUUUUGCAAGACCUUAACUGCUUCUGAUACAAGCACCCAUGGUGGAUUUUCAGUGUUAAGGCGGCAUGCAGAUGAAUGCCUUCCACCGCUGGACAUGUCUCGCCAACCUCCAACACAGGAGUUGGUUGCCAAAGACUUGCAUGGAAGUGAAUGGCGCUUUCGCCAUAUCUUUCGAGGUCAACCACGGAGGCAUUUGCUGCAAAGUGGUUGGAGUGUUUUCGUUAGCUCCAAGAGGCUUGUUGCAGGAGAUGCAUUUAUAUUUUUAAGGGGUGAGAAUGGGGAGCUCCGCGUUGGCGUCAGACGUGCUAUGAGACAGCAAGGCAGUGUACCAUCUUCUGUGAUAUCCAGUCAUAGUAUGCAUCUUGGUGUCCUCGCAACUGCAUGGCAUGCCAUUUUAACAGGAACCAUGUUCACUGUGUACUACAAGCCAAGGACAAGUCCUGCUGAGUUCAUUGUUCCAUUUGAUCAAUACAUGGAGUCUGUUAAAAACAACUAUUCUAUAGGCAUGCGGUUUAAGAUGAGGUUCGAAGGUGAAGAAGCUCCAGAGCAGAAGUUUACUGGCACCAUUAUUGGAACAGAAGAUGCUGACACCAAAAGGUGGCGAGAUUCCAAAUGGAGAUGCCUUAAGGUGAGAUGGGAUGAAACCUCUACUAUUCCCCGUCCAGAGAGAGUUUCACCUUGGAAAAUAGAGCCUGCCCUUGCUCCUCCUGCACUGAAUCCACUUCCAAUGCCCAGGCCAAAAAGACCUCGAACACACAUGGUGCCGUCAUCUCCAGAUUCCUCUGUCCAUACUAGGGAAGUUGGAUCAUCAAAAGUAAAUGUUGACCCUGCGAUGCCUGGUGGGUUUUCAAGGGUCUUGCAAGGUCAAGAGUUCCCGACCUUGAGAGGCAAUUUUGCGGAGAGCGAGUCUGAUACUACUGAGAAAUCUGUUGCAUGGCCACCGUCAAUAGACGAAGAGAAGAUUGAUGUAGUAUCUGCUUCAAGAAGAUAUGGUUCAGAGAACUGGAUGUCCUCAGGGAGGCAUGAACCAACUUACACAGAUCUGCUGUCAGGCUUUGGGAAUAAUGUUGAUUCCUCACAUGGUAUCUGUCCCCCUUUUGUCGAUCAAGGGGUAGCAUCUGCUAAUUCAAUGCGAAAGCAUUCACUGGAUCAGGCACGUUCGUGGUCCAUGUUACCAUCACCCCUGUCUCUUAGCUUGGACUCUAAUCAGAAAGGUCCUCUUGGAAAUAUGUCGCAUCAAGCACAAGGGAAUUCUAGAUAUGGUGGGUUUGGUGACUAUUCUGUUGUGAAUGGGCAUAGAAUUGAGCUCCCUCAUGGAAAUUGGAUGAUGCCUCCACCACCUCCAUCACCUUUUGAGAAUCCGGGGAAUGCAAGGGACAACAUGCCGAGACCACAGAUGUUACUAGACAAACAUGAAGCUGUGAAGCCUAAAGAUGGAAACUGCAAGCUUUUUGGUAUUCCCCUGAUAACACCAGAUCCGGCAUUGUCACACAGAAAUAUGAUGAAUGAGUCACCUCGUAAUAACCAAGCUCAAACUUUUGAGUCUGACCUGAAUUCUGAAAAAUCAAGGGGCUCAAAAUCAAUAGAUAAUCUCGUGGCUGUCAGUGAGCCAGCUUUGCAAACUUCUCAGCAACAUAUCAGAGAUGUUCAGGGUAAAUCACAGGGUGGUUCAACUAGGAGUUGUACUAAGGUUCAGAAGCAGGGUAUUGCGCUAGGUAGGUCUGUUGAUCUUACCAAGUUCAACAACUACAAGGAGCUGAUAGCUGAAUUGGACAUGUUGUUUGAGUUUGGUGGUGAGCUGAUGUCUCCGAAAAAGAAUUGGAUGAUCGUUUAUACUGAUGAUGAAGGUGAUAUGAUGCUUGUUGGAGAUGAUCCCUGGCAGGAAUUUUGUGGCAUUGUCCGGAAGAUUUUCAUCUACACCAGAGAGGAAGUCCAAAAGAUGAACCCUGGGACCUUGAAUGCACAUGGGGAGGAUAAUCUAUCAUCAGGUGCGGAGGGUGUGGAUGCAAGAGAGGGGAAGUGUCAACCACUUCCAUCUGCAUCUACUGCUGAGAAGCGUUAAGCCUGGUUCUCGAGAUUUGUGGGUAUAUGACUAGGUAUAUAAUUAUCCUUGGAUCAUAUGUUCUUUUUGUUGUCCAUUUUACGUCCCCUUUGGCCAUUUCCAUCAUGCAUCAUACUGAAAAACGUGUAGAGUUUUGGGGGCGAGAUGAUAGUCAUGGUGUUCUUGUGAGGGUCCCUACUAUAAGCUAUUCGGAUAUAUGAAGUAAUGGAGUUGGUGUGAGCCAUUUCACUAUUGACUUUCAAAAUUCAGCUGACGAGAGUCGCAUAUAGAUGGCGAAUGUAUACCCUUUUGAUAUAUCCAGUUUUGGACGUAUUUCUGCAGUUAGUUUAUUUGGAAGCUAUCUGGUUAUAAUAUAGAUAUAGAUAAAUAUGUAUUACCUUUUGAUUCGAGCAAGUUGACGUGGGACUUGCUUUUUGUCAAACAAUUCCACCUUGUACAUAGGCUGCGUCGACCUCUUUUUCCCGUCCUUGUAAUGUAAGUAUACAGAUUAUCUGCUGUUAUGAUGUUUUUCCGUCAAGGAAAUUUCUUAUUGCUUUCA
Pyrus x bretschneideri (Chinese white pear) is the source of this 3589-nucleotide messenger RNA. RefSeq names its product auxin response factor 2B. Gene Ontology annotation, molecular function: protein binding; DNA binding. The coding region runs from base 517 to 3051 and encodes 844 amino acids. Gene Ontology annotation, cellular component: nucleus. The record is from RefSeq and is a predicted model, not a curated record. NCBI's taxonomy places the organism in Eukaryota, Viridiplantae, Streptophyta, Magnoliopsida, Rosales, Rosaceae. The transcript has 14 exons. Gene Ontology annotation, biological process: response to hormone; regulation of DNA-templated transcription.